This is a messenger RNA of Marmota monax (woodchuck), 903 nucleotides long. Its product is annotated as serine protease 52-like. Gene Ontology annotation, molecular function: serine-type endopeptidase activity. Bases 1 to 903 code for a protein of 300 amino acids. Gene Ontology annotation, biological process: proteolysis. Lineage: Eukaryota; Metazoa; Chordata; Mammalia; Rodentia; Sciuridae. The transcript has 5 exons. The record is from RefSeq and is a predicted model, not a curated record.
AUGACUACUUCUGCUUCCAUUGCCAUUUCAAUCUCCACCACUAGGAAUGCUUCAGCCUUAACUUCCACUACUGCUUCUGUUCAGCCAAACUUUGUCUCUCUGCCACAGCCUCAGACUUUGGCAGACCGAAUUUCUCUGAGAUAUACUAUGCCUUGGCAAGCAAUAAUCAUAAACUGUGGCAAUCAAAUUUGCAGUGGCUCAAUUAUUAGCAAUUCUUGGGUUCUCACUGCUGCCCAUUGUGUCAGGAACAUGAAUCCUGAAGAUACUGUGGUGAUACUGGGCCUUAGGUAUCCUGGGGCACCUCUGAGAGUUUUGAAAGUGUCUAACAUUCUACUGCAUGAGAGGUUCCGGUUGGUGAGUGGAAUAGCAAGAAAUGAUAUAGCAUUGCUGCUCCUUCAAGGAACUCCAACUUCCAUUCAGACCUUAGCACCCUUGGGUCAUGUAAAAAAUUUGAACAGUACAGAAUGUUGGCUUUCUGGGCCACGAAUUCUUAAAUCAGGAGAGACAGAUGAGCAUCCAGAAAUAUUACAGAUGCACAUGAUGCAAGCUUCAAAUUGUGUCUCCCUCUACCCUGACUUAGGUAGAUCUAUUGUAUGCUUCUAUACUCAAUCCAAAAAUGCUGAAACAAAUGUGGAUCCAGUGAGUCCAGGAAGUGCUGUUAUGUGCAGACCAAUAUCUGGUGGUAAAUGGAAACAAAUAGGCUUGACUAGUCUCAAAUCUCUAGCUACCAUCGUGAGCCCACAUUUGUCCUGGAUCUUAACCACUUCAGCAAAAUCAGGACAUCCCUUAAAUCAUGAAAUUAUACCUUUAGUGGAAUUACCCAAAUCUUCUUGUCCCCUAAAACAGACAAAUACAUUGUUAACUUUUUUGAUAAUGAUUAUUGUACUCCAGAGUUUUUUGUAG